This is a messenger RNA of Dermatophagoides pteronyssinus (European house dust mite), 2193 nucleotides long. Its product is annotated as mitochondrial intermediate peptidase. The record is from RefSeq and is a predicted model, not a curated record. Gene Ontology annotation, biological process: peptide metabolic process. Gene Ontology annotation, molecular function: metalloendopeptidase activity. Lineage: Eukaryota; Metazoa; Arthropoda; Arachnida; Sarcoptiformes; Pyroglyphidae. Gene Ontology annotation, cellular component: mitochondrion.
GAACGUCAACAAAUCGUUGAUUUAUUGAAAAGAACAAGAAAUCCAAAACAAACUCUUAGAGAAAUAUCAGAAAUCUAUAAACAUUCAAAGCAAUGAUACGUUUGAAUCGUUGGUUGAAUUUCAUCGAUUACAAUCGUAAUGUUUCAUAUUUCACUUCAUUAAGCAAUCAUGUUAAUAAUUUAGCUCAACAUGCAAAGACUGUAAAACAGAAUAAAAAUCGCAAAGGACUUUUUGGUCAUCAAGUUUUGGCCGAUUCUAAUGGAUUCUAUAUUUUUCGCCAAAAUGCAAUAACACGAGCCGAAUAUUUAGUGAAUGAAGCCAUAUCAGAUAAACGAAAUCGAAAAAUUGUACAAAUAUUUGAUGAAUUAUCUAAUUCACUUUGUAAAGUUGCUGAUCUUGCCGAAUUCAUUCGAAUCGCACAUCCGGACCGAAAUUAUACCAAUGCAGCUGAACAAGCAAGCAUCGCAAUCAAUGCUGAAGUUGAGAGAUUGAAUACCAAUCGUGUACUGUAUGAUUCAUUAUUAAAAGUCGUUCAAAAUAAUGAUAUCGUACCGACAACUCCUACCGAUGAUUAUGUGACUAAACUUUUUCUUUUCGAUUUCGAACAAUGUGGAAUACAUUUGGAUGAUAAAGUCCGUAAUGAAAUUGUCCGUUUAAAUGAACAUAUUCUUCAUGUUGGAACCUAUUUCAUGUACGGUACAACCAAACCACGAAUCGUUUUGAAAAAAGAAAUUCCCGAACAUCUGUGGAAAUAUUUUUCGAUCGAUAACGAUAAGUUAGUCAUUUCUGGUUUGCAAAAUGAAUCGAAUGAUUCUCAACUUCGUGAAAUUUCGUUCAACCAAUUUCUUCAAUAUGAUGAUCAUCAAGAACAACUGUUAUUGGAAUUGAUUUAUUCUCGACUUAAAUUGGCUAAGAUUUGUGGAUUCAAUUCAUUUGCUCAUAGAGCUAUCAAUGGUAGCAUUGCAGGAAGCCCAGAGUUAGUCUGGAAUUUAAUCGAUACUGUGAAUAACUUGAUACGUCACAAAUCGGAAAAAGAUUUUAAUUAUAUGCUCAAAUUAAAAUCAGAAGAAACUGGUAAUUUAUCAGCUCAGUUGAUGCAAUGGGAUGUGCCUUAUUAUACUCAGAGUCAUAAAAUUAAAAAGUUUGGUCAUGAUAUUACUCAAUCUAGUCCUUAUUUUUCAAUUGGUAGUUGCAUGGAAGGAUUGAAUUUGAUUUUUCAAUCUAUAUUCAAUGUAGAAUUGAAAAUUGAUGAUACCACUCAAGAAGAUCUAUGGCAUCCAUCGGUGAUGAAAUUGUCAGUCAACGAUCAAAAAACUAACAAAAUUUUGGGUUAUAUUUAUUGUGAUUUUUUCGUACGCUCUAAUAAACCAUAUAACGAUUGUCAUUUUACUAUUCAAGGUGGAUGUGAUCUACCAAAUGGAGAAUAUCAAUUGCCGAUAGUCGUUGUAUUUCUAAAUUUUCCCAACGCUACAUCAUAUUCGCCUACAUUAUUGACACCAUCGAUGGUCGAUAAUUUGUUUCAUGAAAUGGGUCAUGCCAUGCAUUCAAUGUUGGCCAGGACUCCUUAUCAACAUAUAACCGGAACAAGAUGUUCAACAGAUUUGGCUGAAGUACCUUCUAUAUUGAUGGAACAUUUUGCUAAUGAUCCACGUGUUGUAUCGAAAUUUGCCAAACAUUACCAAACCGGAAAGCCUAUUCCAGAAAAUCUUUUACAUAGCUGGGUUACAUCCAAACAUUUGUUCAAUUCCAGUGAUUUACAAUUACAAAUUUUCUAUUCGGCCCUAGAUCAAUUUUAUCAUAGUGAAAAUCCAAUGAAAGGCUGUAAUAACACAACCGAUAUUCUAAAUAUGAUUCAGAAUCAAUAUUAUGGUAUACCUAACUCAUCGAACACGUCAUGGCAAUUACGAUUUGGUCAUUUGGUUGGUUAUGGAGCGAAAUAUUAUUCUUAUCUUGUGUCAAAAGCUGUCGCCAAUUCUAUUUGGAACAAAUUGUUCAUAAACGAUCCAUUCUCUUCCGCUGCUGGUCAAACUUAUCAUGAUAAAGUCCUAGCACAUGGUGGUGGUAAACCUCCAAAAGAGAUUGUGGAAUCAAUUUUAGAUGAAACGAUAACUGCAAAUUUCUUAGCUAAAUCAUUGGUUGAUAACAUUGAAUCCAAUAAAUGAUGAUAAUAAAAAACGAUUAUUUCUUUUAAAA